This is a messenger RNA of Saccostrea echinata, 1092 nucleotides long. RefSeq lists its product as uncharacterized. The transcript has 4 exons. The coding region runs from base 1 to 987 and encodes 328 amino acids. NCBI's taxonomy places the organism in Eukaryota, Metazoa, Mollusca, Bivalvia, Ostreida, Ostreidae. The record is from RefSeq and is a predicted model, not a curated record.
AUGAUAGUCCUCCUUUGCAAAUUCAGAGCAAACUGGAUAAAGAAGAUUAUAAAACAACUGCCUGUUGGUUAUAAGGAUGACAGCGAGGGAAAACAUGAAAAGAGAAAAACGUACACCCUUCGAGGACCGGAACCAAUUCCUUCUGAUUCUCCUGUCCUCAUGAGGAGAAGGCAGAAGACAGAAUCCACUUCAACAGAGAACACCCAUGUUACCCAACAAUCCAUGUAUUCUAGUCCACGAGACGUAAGGAAACUCAUGGAUGCCGAGGAACAAAGUCACGUGAAGCUUCAGUCCUUGUAUUCCGCACCACGUGAUCUUAUUCCAACUGAUGCUCGAAGUAGUUGUCUUGACCAGCUUGGGCUGGAAGACUACAUGCUUAAACCCGAGGAAGCCGAUUUGUCUUCCACAAGCCAAAUUGCGACCGAACCAUGUUCAAAUGAUACAGACAAAGACGAAAACCCGUACAGUUUCGUUCGACGUUCUGCUGGAAGACAGCUCAGUCAGUUUUCAUAUUCACCAGCUGGGAACGAUAUUUCACGGUCAGAAUCUAGACUUGACUCCAAUAGUAUUCUCAAUCCCCGAGAUGAGCACAGAUUGUCGGCAUUUAGAAGAUACAGACGCUCGACCUGUCCAGAUUUGGGAGAAUUCGGACCUAAUCAAGGAGAUUUACAGUCACAAAAUGCAAAUGUCAAAAGAAAUUCUCACACAGGAUCGACACAUCAAUCUAAACCACCAGAGGAACCAUUUUAUUACACACUGGAAACCGUACAUCCAUACCCAAUCCCUGUCUUAGAGGCAACCCAGAAUACCCACAGGACGUCAAGUUACUCCCAACAUUCCUCGUGUUCUAGUUCCGGCAACAGUGACGCACUUUCAAAAAGGUAUUCGAGAAGUCUAUCCGAGAAAAUAUUGAAUGAAUGUCCGUUCUUGAGUGUGAACUUUGAUAACAUUUUUGAAGAGUCAAGAAGAUCUAAAACAACUUUAUAAAUACAUGUAUACGUAAUACUUUUCAUUUCCUUGUAUCAAUUGGGACUUUUUUCAAGGCGUAACAGGAUUUUAUUCUGACCCCUAUCAAUUAUUUUACUGUUUGUA